AAGUUACACCUUUCUUAAAUUUUACAGUUAAGUUAAAGGAGAUCUCAACUCUCUCAUCUAGUGUUUAUUCAUUAUCAAUAAAUAUCCAGCCCCACCAAAAUAGAAACAACUUUUCAUUGAAAGCAAAGAGAAAUAAAGAUGAGGAACACCGGAGGAGAGAUAGUUCAAGUUGGAGGAGGACACAUAGUUCGAUCCUCCGGUAAGAAAGAUCGUCACAGCAAGGUUUACACAUCGAAAGGACCUCGCGAUCGCAGGGUUCGUCUCUCAGCACACACUGCCAUUGAAUUCUACGAUGUUCAAGAUCGUCUUGGCUAUGACAGACCAAGUAGAGCAGUGGACUGGCUCAUCAGAAAAGCAAAACCUUCCAUUGACAAGCUCGCCGAGCUUUCUUCGUGGCAACCGACCGGCGAAACUCAAACCCUAAACCCUCAAGAGGAAGAACAGAAUGUAGCUGCACUCUCAACUGACAUGGUUAUGGGAGAAUCAUCAAAUGCUUACAAUUUUCAUCUGUUAAGUCAAUUGAGUGAAGAUCAAGGUAACCCUAGUUCAGGUUUCAUUUCUCCACAUAACGUUGAAAUUACUGAUCCUAUACCUUUCUUUCCAACUACCUCUUCUAAUUCUUCAUCUAUCAAUUUUCAAAACUACCCUUCUGAAAACCUUGGACUCUCUCUUCAUUCCUUCCAAGAUCACAAUGGUUUCAUUCCUUGGCAAUCACAACAGCCAUGUGAAAACCAAAACCAAAACCAUGACCAAACACUUUUUGAUAAUAACCAGUAUCAUGGGAAUUGGAGCAAUGAAACAACUAAUGAUUAUAUACAGAAAGUAGGGUUCAUGGUAAACUCAAAUCCAUUUCUAGGACAAGGUUCAGAUUACACUCCAAACGAGACACUUGAGUCGAAUUUUUCGCAGUCAGUUCGAUCUUGGAAUGAAAUUCCUAUGGAUUCUUCUUCAGAGGUUCAUCAGAGAUCACAACAAGUUCAUCAUCAAGCUUCAAUCUUUGGAAGCAGGUUUGUUUCUGAUGGAUUACCAGGUUUCUGCAUUCUUGAUACAGUUCAAGAUGGAGAAGAGGGUCAUGGAGUUUCUUCUAAUAGGCCUUCUUCUGUUUCUCCUAACAACAACUGAGCAAUGUUUUCUUGAAUAUUCUUAUUUUUUGUUAAGGUAUUAUUCCAUGGAUAAUAUUAGCACAAAGUUGUUAUCUUAUAUAAUAUGAAUAAAACUUAGAAAA
Vicia villosa (hairy vetch) is the source of this 1225-nucleotide messenger RNA. Its product is annotated as transcription factor TCP10-like. The record is from RefSeq and is a predicted model, not a curated record. Gene Ontology annotation, cellular component: nucleus. NCBI's taxonomy places the organism in Eukaryota, Viridiplantae, Streptophyta, Magnoliopsida, Fabales, Fabaceae. Bases 139 to 1122 code for a protein of 327 amino acids. The transcript has a single exon. Gene Ontology annotation, molecular function: DNA-binding transcription factor activity; sequence-specific DNA binding. Gene Ontology annotation, biological process: regulation of secondary shoot formation.